Messenger RNA from Manis pentadactyla (Chinese pangolin), 1763 nucleotides. RefSeq names its product ventral anterior homeobox 1 (gene VAX1). The coding region runs from base 728 to 1732 and encodes 334 amino acids. The record is from RefSeq and is a predicted model, not a curated record. Gene Ontology annotation, biological process: brain development; regulation of DNA-templated transcription; neuron differentiation. NCBI's taxonomy places the organism in Eukaryota, Metazoa, Chordata, Mammalia, Pholidota, Manidae. The transcript is spliced from 3 exons. Gene Ontology annotation, molecular function: DNA binding; DNA-binding transcription factor activity, RNA polymerase II-specific.
GUGAGCAGGAGGGUCAAAGGCAAAGGGAAAGUUAAUAAUGCCUGCUAAUGGUACUAACAAUUCAGGAUGAAUCUUGUCAAAAGUUUUUAUGGAAGUGUGGUCUUUGAUUGUGUGUUUCCUGAAAGCAAGACCAAUCAUUUCCGUUUAUUCACUGGCUAAACCCCUACUUGAUUGGGGACAAGGACAGAAACCAUCCAUUACGAUCUGAUAUAUUAUCCAAACAAUUUAGUGUAUUCAUGAGGUAACCGAAACGUGGGGGCUGCGAAAUUACCCGUAAUCAAUUGCAACAGCGAGUGUGCGUCCCCCCGGGUGUCGGACAACUACAACUCGCGUCUCAGUAACAGGCGGGAGCCGCAGCAUUUUGGAGUUGCGCUGCUCGCUACCUGAUCGCCUGGCUGGGGACACUGGACGUGCUCAGAGGACGCGGGCGCUGACGAGGUGGCCUCGCCGCUGCUCCACCGGGAUCCUGGACCAGACCCUCUGCCUCUCCGCGAGCGCGCCACUCGCCGGUCGCCUGUGACCCGCCCGCGGCCGCCGCAGCCUCCCCGCGGGGACAUUCAUUCUUGCCGCCUGCCUCUCUUCGGGCUGGGCGGCAGAGGCUGCAUUGUAGGGGGGUUUCCCCCCUCUGCCUCUUUUCCCCCCUCUUUUUUCCCCUCUCUUUUUUCUUUUUCUUUUUUUCUUUCUUCUUCUUUUUUUUUUUUUUGUUGUUGUUGCUCUUGCCUAUCCUAUGUUCGGGAAACCAGACAAAAUGGACGUUCGGUGCCACUCGGACGCAGAGGCUGCCCGGGUGUCGAAGAACGCCCACAGGGAGAGCCGGGACGGCAAGGGCGCGGAGGGGAGCCUCCCCGCUGCCUUCCUGAAGGAGCCGCAGGGCGCCUUUUCGGCGUCAGGCCCUGUGGAAGACUGUAACAAAAGUAAAUCAAAUUCCGCCGCCGACCCGGAUUACUGCCGCCGGAUCCUGGUCCGAGAUGCCAAGGGGUCCAUCAGAGAGAUCAUCCUGCCCAAGGGCCUGGACCUGGAUCGGCCCAAGAGGACACGCACGUCCUUCACCGCGGAGCAGCUCUACCGGUUGGAGAUGGAGUUCCAGCGCUGCCAAUACGUGGUAGGCCGCGAGAGGACCGAGCUCGCCCGACAGCUCAACCUCUCCGAGACCCAGGUGAAGGUCUGGUUCCAGAAUCGGCGCACAAAGCAGAAGAAGGACCAGGGCAAGGACUCGGAGCUGCGCUCGGUGGUUUCGGAGACCGCGGCCACGUGCAGCGUGCUGCGGCUGCUGGAGCAGGGCCGCCUACUGUCGCCGCCUGGCCUGCCCGCGCUGCUGCCGCCUUGUGCCACCAGCGCUCUCGGCUCAGCGCUGCGCGGGCCCAGCUUGCCGGCCCUGGGCGCUGGCGCCGCCGCAGGCUCAGCAGCGGCAGCCGCUGCCGCUGCCCCAGGUCCCGCCGGCGCCGCGUCCCCGCACCCGCCGCCCGUGGGUGGCGCCCCGGGUGCCGGGCCGGCUGGGCCAGGGGGACUGCAUGCAGGCGCGCCGGCGGCCGGCCACGGCCUCUUCAGCCUGCCGGUGCCCUCACUGCUUGGCUCGGUCGCAAGUCGCCUAUCCUCCGCCCCUUUGACAAUGGCCGGUUCGUUGGCCGGGAAUUUGCAAGAACUCUCCGCGCGAUACCUGAGCUCCUCGGCCUUCGAGCCUUACACCAGGACCAACAAUAAAGAAGGGGCCGAGAAAAAAGCGCUGGACUGAUUUUAAGUAUUUCCCUGUAUUUAUAUUUAUA